ACCAGCCGCAGGGCGCCUCCUCAUCGGUUUUCUUUUUCUUCCCUCGAGCCCCCCGAUUUUCUUUCUCUCCCUUCCACGGCUUCAUCAUUCCCAUCUCCGGUUGUCUGUGGGAGCAUUGAUGAUGAAGUCGCUUCUGCAUGUGGAAAGUCCAAAUGAUUUGGACAAGAAGAUCUAUGGAAAGGAACACCUGAAAAAGAUUUUGCAAAAACAUUUUGGUUAUUCGGACUUCAGAGGAAAGCAAUUAGAAGCCAUACAAGCUAUUUUAUCAGGGAAAGAUUGUUUCUGCCUCAUGCCGACUGGUGGAGGAAAAUCACUGUGUUAUCAGAUUCCUGCACUAGCGGACAAAUGCAUUGUGUUGGUUGUAUGUCCUCUUAUAGCGUUGAUGGAAAACCAAGUAGGGGUGCUAAAGGGGAAAGGAAUUUCCGCGGAAUUUCUGUCAUCAACUCAGAAGCCACAAUUAAGAGAAAAGAUACACGAGGAUCUUGAUUCUGGAAAUCCAUCUCUGCGGUUGUUGUAUGUGACACCAGAAUUGGUAGCAACUACUGGGUUUAUGUCAAAAUUGCGAAAACUUCACUCCCGAGGCCUGCUGAAGCUAAUUGCCAUAGAUGAGGCACACUGUAUUUCAUCGUGGGGACAUGACUUUAGGCCCUCAUAUCGAAAACUCUCAUCGUUGAGAAAGCAUCUACCAGGUGUUCCUAUAUUGGCAUUGACAGCAACAGCUGCUCCGCAAGUUCAGAAGGAUGUCAUAGAAUCACUGUGCUUGAAUGAUCCUUUAAUUCUCCAAUCAUCAUUUAACCGUGCUAAUAUAUUUUAUGAAGUUCGCUAUAAAGACCUUGUGGAUGAUGUUUAUCUUGACUUGUCAAAUCUUUUAAAAAGUAGUGGGGCUGUUUGCUCAAUAAUAUAUUGUCUUGAGCGCAGUACCUGUAAUGCCUUAUCUGCUUAUCUUUCGAAGGAUGGCUUUCAUUGUGGUGCUUACCAUGCAGGAUUAAGUGAUAAGGUCCGCACCCGUGUCCUAGAGGAUUGGGUGUCUUCGAGAAUACAAAUUGUUAUUGCAACUGUGGCUUUUGGAAUGGGUAUUGACAAGAAAGAUGUUCGGUUUGUCUGUCACUUCAAUAUUCCAAAAUCAAUGGAGGCCUUCUAUCAAGAGUCUGGAAGAGCAGGGCGAGAUCAGCUUCCUGCAAGAAGUUUGUUGUACUAUGGGUUGGAUGACAAACGAAGAAUGGAGUUCAUCCUUAAAAACACAAGCACAAAGCAAAAUAAGUUGGACUCUCAGGGUGGACAGGCAGAAAAAGCUCUUCAAGAUUUUGAUCAGAUGGUUAAGUACUGUGAAAGUGAUGGGUGCCGUAGAAAAAAAAUUCUGGAAACUUUUGGGGAGAAGGUGCCUACAUCACUCUGUGGUAAAACUUGUGAUGCAUGUAAGCAUCCAAACAUGUUAACUGCAAAAUUGGAGGAAUUUGCUCAAGCUCGUGGCAGGCUUCACAAGAAUGGAUUGCAGCCAGUCUUUAUGAAAAGCUCACUGUUAGCCAGUGGUGAUUUAAAAACUGAAUUCUGGAAUCGAGAUGAUGAAGCAAAUGGUUCAGAUGGUGAAGACAUCUCACAUUCUGAUGAUGAUGAACCAAAAGUUAAUGUCAACCUUGCACCAAAGCAGUUUCCCAAAAUGGGAUUAAGUGAGAAAGUUGAUUGCCUAUUGCGUGCAGAGGAGGCUCAAAAUAAUAAGACUUUCAAUAAGCAAGCUUGUCAUGUCAGUGACAAGAAAGCUAUUUCCAUGAUGCUGAGGGAUGCAAGUAAGGAAAGGUUAUCGAAUGCCUUAAAACAGGCUUAUGAACGCCUUGGUGAACCCAUUACUGAACUGCAGUCAGCGGCUGUUUUUCUUGAAAAGGAAUGUUAUAAGAAAUAUGGGAAAGCUGGCAAGUCAUUUUACAAUUCACAAGUUGCUAGCACCGUCAGGUGGCUUUCCUCCACAACUUCUGCAGAGAUAAAGGCUCGUCUGAGAUCCAGUUCUAUUUAUGAGAAUGAAAGUCUGGCUACAAUUUCUUCAUCAAACAAUGCUUCAGCAUCAUGCGUCAUUCCCAUGGGCAGCAGCAAUGAAGCUACAAGACUAGAUGUAGGAACCAAAUAUUGGGAAGGUACACAUACAUCUGAAGAAUCCAUAGAAUUGUUGAAAGAGACUGGACUUAAAACUCAAGAAAUAGUUCCUUCACAUUUGGAUUUUGGCAGUCGAAAGGGGAAGAAUGGUCAGUCAAAUUUACUACCUAUUUCAACAAAGUGCCAUUUGGUGACAGAUUCUUCUCGGUUGACGGCCAAACUUGAGGAUAACAGUUCUAUGGUUGAGAAGAGAGGGAAAGGUGUGGUUCUAUCGGAGGCAUCUGCUUCUAAAUCUGUAGAGGCUGGAGCUUUGCUUCCCUGUAUACCUUCUUUCUCGGAGUUUGUUAGUCAGAAAGAAAAGGUUAAUAAGUCAAAGAUUUCUAUGUCAUCAUUUAAGCCACCCGCAACAGUUCGAAACAUUAAGGAGUCAAAGAGCACCGGAAGAAGCAGUUCCGAUAAGAGGGCCAAACUGCACUAACAGUUUCUGGAUCAGUUUAAUUUUCUUUAUCGAUCUGCCAGGAUUGACUUGAUUGUCAUGAUUGUUUCUCCUCUCUGUUGAUGCUGUAGUAGGCACUUGCACAAUGCUCGUGUGUAUAGUGAACAAGUGUUCUAAGAAGACAGUGUACUAUGAGGUUGGUUGAUUCGUCCGUCUAGGGAUUUAAUCGACUGCAACUGAAGGAUCUCCCAAGUUGGUGUCAAGUGCUACUUCUCUCUUGCUUCUUUCAUGCUAAUGUAUUACAAGCCAGGCCCAGGAAAUAACAUGCAUCAAGAUCGACUCGUCUGCGCAAUACAA
Molecule: messenger RNA, 2878 nt
Organism: Nymphaea colorata (pocket water lily)
Lineage: Eukaryota; Viridiplantae; Streptophyta; Magnoliopsida; Nymphaeales; Nymphaeaceae
Product: ATP-dependent DNA helicase Q-like 3
Exons: 20
Coding region: 119-2563 (814 amino acids)
Biological process (GO): double-strand break repair via homologous recombination
Cellular component (GO): chromosome; cytoplasm
Molecular function (GO): 3'-5' DNA helicase activity; four-way junction helicase activity; ATP binding
Source: RefSeq, a predicted model, not a curated record